GCUUCAUUGUGUCCCGUGGCUGAUUCCGCUCGGACUCCGUGUGUUCUCGUGAGCGCGCAGGAUUAACGGGACACCAACUUCUAUGGAGGCAGAGCCAUGCACGCAGACGCGCGUUUAACGGAGAUCGGGACGUUCACGGCGCUCGAUGCGGAUGCCGAGAUCCCUCUGAGACCAGACCGCGUCUCCGUCUAGGAGCGAUGCUGCUUUAAAAUGCGAAAAGAUGCGCCGCGAGGGCCGAGCGCUGGAGAAAGAAUAAACAGCAUUAAGGAUUAACAAUGUAGCAGAUGCGGCGCGUUUUAUCCAUCGCUGGAAACGUGUAGUGACCUGUGAGGGCGGGAGGGAGGAGGAGGACCUGGAGGUUUGCAUAUUUGAAUACUGUAUUGUUCUUCAUCAGGAUUUAAUUUGGAUUGAAGAAAAACAACAGUUCAUCCUCUUCGUGAGCCAUCAUCAUCAUCAUCAUCAUCAUCUUCACCAUCGUGAAAGAGAGACACAAAACCAUGGGCAACGCAGAGAGCGUGGACGCGCAGCUCACAGACUUCAGAGCGAGAAACAAGCCGCCCAAGCUGCCCAUGCCUGACCCGGCUGAGCUCGAGGAGAGGUUCUCCAUCGCCCUGAACUCCAUGAACCUUCCGCCAGACAAGGUGCGUCUUCUUCGGCAGUACGAUAACGAGAAGAAGUGGGAGCUCAUAUGUGAUCAGGAGCGGUUCCAGGUGAAGAACCCUCCUCACACAUACAUCCAGAAGCUAAGAGGAUUUCUGGACCCAGCUGUCACAAGAAAGAAAUUCAGAAGGAGAGUUCAGGAAUCCACUCAGGUGCUCCGUGAGCUGGAAAUUUCACUCCGAACCAAUCACAUCGGGUGGGUAAGAGAGUUUCUGAAUGAAGAGAACCAAGGCCUGGAUGUACUGGUGGAGUACCUAUCCUUUGCACAAUAUGCUGUUACCUUUGAUGGAGAUGCAGCAGAAAGUACGAGUGGAGAGGCGUCAGUGGAGACUCCGUGGAGCAGAUCUAUAGAAGAUCUACAUGGUGACACUAAUCUGCCCUCGCCAGUCAGCAGCAGCAGUAUUCAGCGGUCGACACGACACUCGUUAAGGUCCAACACUCUUCCCAGCCGUAGGACGCUGAAAAAUUCACGUUUGGUUUGUAAGAAGGAUGACGUGCACGUCUGCGUCAUGUGUCUCAGAGCCAUUAUGAACUACCAGUAUGGCUUCAACAUGGUCAUGUCACAUCCGCAUGCGGUAAAUGAAAUUGCUCUGAGCCUCAACAACAAAAAUCCAAGGACCAAAGCCUUGGUUCUGGAGCUCCUGGCUGCUGUGUGUCUCGUGAGAGGCGGGCAUGAGAUCAUCCUGGCUGCCUUCGACCAUUUCAAAGAGGUCUGUUCCGAGUCCCAGCGGUUUGAGAAGCUAAUGGAGGAUUUUAAAAACGAAGACAACAAUAUUGAUUUCAUGGUGGCAUGCAUGCAGUUCAUCAACAUUGUGGUGCACUCUGUAGAAGACAUGAAUUUUCGAGUUCACCUUCAGUACGACUUCACCAAGCUUGCGCUGGAUGAUUAUCUGGAAAGAUUGAAACACACAGAGAGUGAUAAGCUACAGGUGCAGAUCCAGGCGUACCUGGAUAACCUGUUCGAUGUGGGCACGCUGCUGGAGGAUGCCGAAACCAAAAACGCAGCACUGGAACGAGUGGAGGAGCUGGAAGAGAAUCUGUCACAUAUGACAGACAAGCUGCUGGACACAGAGAAUGAGGCCAUGUCUAAGAUCGUAGAGCUGGAAAAGCAACUGAUGCAGAAGAACAAGGAGCUGGACUCCCUUAGGGCUGUGUACAGGGACGCCAGUUCGCAGGUACACUCGCUCCGGCGCAUAGUACGUGAAAAGGAUGAAGCCAUCCAGAAGCAGUCCAGGCUGGAGAAGAAGAUUCACGAGCUUGAGCGGCGUGGUAGCCUGCAGAUCCAGGUGAGGGGGGAGGGAGAUGGUGAAGGAGAAACCUCCCCUCUUCCCUCUCCCCCUCAGCCCAUGCCUCUCUCACCGUGCCCUGAUGCCAUGGUCCAGGCUGGCGCAGGUGCCAGCAGCUCAUACACAUCUGCUUCACAGACUGGAACCCUGAGGAAGGUGGCCACCCCUCCACCUCCUCCACCACCACCUCCUCCACCACCACCCAUGCCUGACUCCACCUUACCUAACGGACCAUCGGCUGUCACUGCCCCGCCUCCUCCUCCUCCACCUCCACCCCCUCCUCCACCCCCUCCUCUUGGGCGGGCCAUGGAGUUGUCCACCCCACUUCCCCCACCUCCUCCCCCUAUAGCCCCUCCCCUUCCUGGCUGUGGCACACCCACAGUCAUAUUCAACUCUGGUCUAACAGAUGGACCAAUCAAGCUCUUCUCGGUGAAGAUUAAAAAGCCAAUCAAGACCAAGUUCCGGAUGCCGGUCUUUAACUGGGUGGCUCUGAAACCUAAUCAGAUCAAUGGCACUGUCUUUAAUGAGAUUGAUGAUGAAAAGAUUCUAGAGGACCUGAAUGUGGACGAGUUUGAGGAGAUGUUUAAGACCAAAGCACAGGGUCCAUCUGUGGAUAUGACCAUGAGCAAGCAGAAGGCACCGCAAAAAGGCCCCAGUAAAGUGUCACUACUGGAGGCCAACAGGGCCAAAAACCUGGCCAUCACACUACGCAAAGCAGGAAAGAGCCCUGAGGAGAUCUGCAAAGCAAUUCAGUCGUUCGAUCUGCGCACCGUGCCCGUGGACUUCGCAGAGUGCCUGAUGCGCUUCAUGCCGACCGAAACCGAGGUGAAGACGUUGCGGCAGUAUGAGAGGGAGCGGCGGCCCUUAGCGGAACUGACCGAUGAGGACCGCUUCAUGAUGAUGUUCAGCAAGAUCGAACGGCUGCCUCAAAGAAUGACGAUCAUGGCCUUCAUGGGCAACUUUAGUGACAGCCUGCAGAUGCUUACACCGCAACUUCAUGCAAUCAUUGCUGCAUCGGUGUCAAUUAAAUCUUCCCAGAAGUUGAAGAAGAUUCUUGAAAUCAUUCUGGCUCUGGGGAACUAUAUGAACAGCAGUAAGAGAGGAGCUGUGUAUGGCUACAAGCUUCAGAGUUUAGAUCUGCUCCUAGACACCAAAUCCACAGACAGGAAGCAGACCCUUCUGCACUACAUCGCUAAUGUGGUGAGGGAGAAAUACGCUGCUGUCAGCAUGUUCCACAAUGAACUUCAUUAUGUAGAGAAAGCUGCUGCUGUCUCUCUGGAGAAUGUCUUGCUGGACGUCAGGGAGCUGCAGAGGGGGAUGGAUCUGACUCGCCGUGAGUACAGCAUGCACGGCCACAACACGCUGCUCAAGGACUUUAUUCACCACAACGAGACCAGGCUGAAAAAACUACAGGAUGAUGCUAGAAUCUCACAGGAUGCUUUUGAUGAAGUUGUGAAGUAUUUUGGUGAAAGCCCCAAAACCAUGCCUCCCUCUGUCUUCUUCCCUGUGUUUGUGCGCUUUGUCAAGGCAUACAGGCAAGCAGAUGAGGAAAAUGAGCAAAGGAAAAAGCAAGAGCAGCUGAUGAUGGAGAAGCGUUUGGAACAGGAGGCCAUGAUGGAGGAGCAGGAGGGGCAGCAGUCUCCAUCUCAUAAAGGCAAGAGGCAGCAGCAGGAGCUGAUAGCCGAGUUGAGGAAGAGGCAGGGCAAGGACAGCCGCCAUGUCUACGAGGGCAAGGACGGUGCCAUCGAGGACAUUAUUACAGUGUUGAAGACCGUCCCCUUUACCGCACGGUCAGCCAAGCGCGGCUCGCGGUUCUUCUGUGACCCCACCCACUCCGAGGACUUCCAUUACUAAAUUAAAUUCUCUCCCUCAGAAAGACCUGCGCAGUCACCCUUUCCGCCGUGCCGAUGCCGCCCGGAGGAGCGGGAGGAACAGCUUUGAGAGACAGAGCCUUCAUCUUCUCCGAGUGGCCACCAUCUGUUGAGAAGGCGGGCCUUGUCCAAUUAUUACAGUUUAUAGUUUACAAUUAUUUGUUGCACCUUGUGCUAGUUCCAAAAUUUUAAGUAGGAGCUAAAAAAAAAUUUUUUUUUUUCUUUUUAAUUGCACUUGGAACUGGUUCACCUGCAGUGCAUGGAAGAAGACUGGAAUUAAGCAGUCAUAACUAUUGCACACUGCAAGUGGAUGUGGCUCUAUAUGAACCGCUUUUUCAGAGACUCUGGUGGACAGAAGAUUACAAAUAAAGCAGAUAGUCCAGACAUGCUUGACUACUAUGGUGUUCGAAUUAUCCCAUGAGCAGUGUUUGUCUGAUAUGGGACACAACCAAUAACGCACUUUGCUUUUUAUUAUCCUGCUGUCGUAAUGAACUUUUCUUGAAAAGAGAACUGCAUGGAGCUUUAAGAGAGACAGAUGAGAGGGAAGACAGACACCUGGUGCUAUGGAGGACCGCCUCUGUCACUGGUGCUAUGGAGGACAAUCUCCUUCUCACCAGCGAGCGAUUCACAAAGCUCAGUGUAAUCCAUAAAGCUCGGUGUAUAAAUGUAUGUCAGCACACACACAUACACAUACACAUACACACACACACACACACACCGUCUCCUGCUUGGCUUCUCUCGUGAUGUUCGUGAACUGUGGAAAGGACUGUUUACUUUCUUCUUUUUAAGGAAAAAAAAAAAACACUGCAUUGAGUAAAAAAAAAGGAUCCUUUUUUAAAUAUACAGAUAUUUUGCUACAAAAAGUGAGCCCCUUAUUUUUUACAUUGACCAUCCAUUGUGAUAUUGUACAUAUUGUCUGAACGAUCUGCUUCCUCUGAUAUCAGUUUAAUGUUAUGAUGUCACUGUGUAUCGCAGUAUUAUGUAGAUAAGUGGUGAAACAAGUGGAUCUGGUCACUCUGUGCUAAAUAUCUUUUUCAUCACACGUAACGGUAAUAGUCUGUGGUUGCACAUUACACUCCAAAAAAAAAAAAAAAAAAAGCUUGGGCGGGUGUUAGGCUGUUAGUGGAGCAUAUAGCAUUCCUUGGUUUACACUGUUCAAACUGGAAUCAAUGGAAAAUAAAGCAACAAUA
Molecule: messenger RNA, 5007 nt
Organism: Clarias gariepinus (North African catfish)
Lineage: Eukaryota; Metazoa; Chordata; Actinopteri; Siluriformes; Clariidae
Gene: fmnl2b
Product: formin-like 2b
Exons: 28
Coding region: 498-3800 (1100 amino acids)
Biological process (GO): regulation of cell shape; cortical actin cytoskeleton organization; cell migration
Cellular component (GO): cytosol
Molecular function (GO): small GTPase binding; actin filament binding
Source: RefSeq, a predicted model, not a curated record